Messenger RNA from Ostrinia nubilalis (European corn borer), 5801 nucleotides. It is a transcript of the gene brat, whose product is annotated as brain tumor protein. Lineage: Eukaryota; Metazoa; Arthropoda; Insecta; Lepidoptera; Crambidae. The record is from RefSeq and is a predicted model, not a curated record. Gene Ontology annotation, molecular function: protein binding; ubiquitin protein ligase activity; zinc ion binding. The transcript is spliced from 4 exons. Bases 536 to 3073 code for a protein of 845 amino acids.
UCGACGCGAAUGCUUUGUCGUAUCGCUCGCUGCAGUGAAAACGACAAAAUACGCUGAGUAUAUCCAGAAAUAUCAACAUAAAAUCUGUGCACACCAUCUAAAGUCGACAACAGACCGCUUGGAUAGCGAGAAAAUAUCAAAAACGCGCGAUCUUCAUUUGUUUUCCGUUUUAUUUUUUGUUUUUGUUCCAUUAUUUUAGCCGGGAAAACGCCGGUUGGAUGUUAAAUUUUCGUGUGGAUACGCAAUAACGUACAGUGCGGUUCCUUGUUCAGUGACGUUUUGUGGACUGGCUGGAAACGGUGCGUUUCUUGUGUUUGGUUUUGGUUUGUUUCCUUUUUUUUCUGCUCCGGCAGCCGAGGUGUGGUUGUCAACACGUGUAUUUAUCGAUCGCCGGGCGCGUGACUAAGUAACGCUGUGGCAUUACACGUGGAGAUUAUAAGUUGUGAAAAGUGACUGAAGGACGAGGCGCGCUGGCCGCCCAUCAUGCAUUAGAUAUCGCUCAAACGAUAUCGAAACGGAUGCCGGUUUCCUGAAGAUGGCCUCACGCACCCCGUCCCUUGAGUCGCUGCCCGGUGCCAACUCUAUAGGUUCGCUGGAGCGUGGCUCCUUAUCGCCCUUGACCCUUAGCGGCUCCUCGCCUCCUGCGAGUGACUCCGCCGUAUGUGACCUCCGUGAAUUCGACGGCCUCGACACCACCUGUGCAAUUUGCCGAGAGACAUUCGCCGACCCCAAAGUACUAAACUGCUUCCAUACAUUCUGCCGGGGCUGCCUGGAGAGGGAACAAACGCACCCUGAUAAAGUUACCUGCGUCACGUGCCGCGUUGACAGCCAGCUGCCUCCUGCAGGCAUACACGGGCUCCUACCCAAUCUUGUGAUAGCAGCGGCCGUUGAGCAGGACGCCGAUCUCCUGCCGAGCGCUCGCCAAACAAGCUCGCCUUCAGCCCGCUGCACCGGCUGCAAAUCAAAGGAAUCCGACGCCGUAGCUCGCUGCGUUGACUGCGCCAACUUCCUGUGUCCCAACUGCGUCAUGGCCCACCAAUUCAUGCAUUGCUUCGAGGGCCACCGUGUGCUCGCGUUCACGGACCUCAAAGAUGACAAGGGUAUGCUCGGAUCUACCCUUACACCAAGCGGCGACAAAACCGCUUUCUGCCCGAGACACAAAAAUGACAUCUUGAAAUAUUUCUGCCGCACCUGCUCCGUGCCCGUCUGCAAAGAAUGCACUAUUAUUGAACAUCCCGCUGCAUUGCACGACUGCGAACAUUUAUCUGACGCGGGACCUAAACAGAUGGAGCUUAUGCAACAAGCUGUAACCGAAGCCAAGACUCGUGCUACCGAGAUCAGGCAUGUAGUCAAGACUGUUGAACACGCUGCUGGAAAAUUACAAGUCCAGUACCACAAAGCUCAAAAUGAAAUUAAUGAUACCUUCCAAUUCUACCGCUCUAUGCUCGAAGAGCGUAAACAAGAAUUACUCAAAGAACUAGAGAGCGUUUUCUCGACAAAACAGAUCGCUUUGACAGUUGUCGGACAGAAAGCUCAGGAAACUGUCGACAAGAUUUACCAGACUUGCGAUUUUGUGGAUCGACUAACUAAAUGCGCCAACAUUGCUGAAAUUUUAAUGUUCAGGAAACUGUUAGACACCAAACUACAAGCCCUGAUGAGUUCCAACCCAGAGCAGAGCAUGCAAACUGCUUGCGAACUAGAGUUUGUGUCAAACUACCAAGCGAUACAAGUCGGCGUGCGAAACACUUUUGGAUAUGUGCGUUCAAGCUCAGAAGCUAAUGUAGGCCCAACGAAGCAACCCCCGAUUGCUCGUCCCACGAAUGGGUCUCUCUUGAAUGGCGGCUCAUCAUCUAGCAGCAGUAGCGUGAAUGGGAGUUCUGGAAGCCUUAAUGGUGGAAUCCACCUACCUUCCAGCCUCAACGGGGUAUUAGACCGCCCAUAUACAAAUGGCCUUCUUGGUCCCACCAGCCAAUCCACCUCACCAUUUGAGUCGAACAUAAUCUCGAAGAGGUUCAACAGUGCCAACAGUCUAGGACCAUUCUCUACAGCUAUUGGAGAUAUCAAUUUGAACGGAAUCAAUCCCUAUGAAAAGUGGUCCAACGGUGGUUGCGACUCUCUGUUCCCAUCUGCGCCCACCGAUCCGUACUCGCUUACGGCUGCCACUCACCCCGAUCCUAUCUUGGACUUGACAAACAAACUGAUUUCCACUGCCAUAUUUCCGCCAAAAUCUCAGAUCAAACGCCAAAAAAUGAUUUACCACUGCAAAUUUGGUGAAUUCGGAGUGAUGGAAGGUCAGUUUACGGAACCGAGCGGUGUCGCAGUAAAUGCUCAAAACGAUAUAAUUGUGGCCGAUACUAACAACCAUCGCAUUCAGAUUUUCGACAAAGAGGGUCGAUUCAAAUUCCAAUUCGGGGAAUGCGGUAAACGCGAUGGGCAGCUCUUGUACCCCAACCGAGUGGCUGUAGUGCGCACAUCUGGUGACAUCAUCGUCACUGAGCGGUCCCCGACCCACCAGAUUCAGAUUUACAACCAAUACGGACAAUUCGUGCGCAAAUUCGGCGCCAAUAUUCUGCAACACCCCCGAGGCGUCACGGUCGACAAUAAAGGUCGCAUUGUAGUCGUGGAGUGCAAAGUCAUGCGCGUUAUCAUCUUCGAUCAAGUUGGCAACGUAUUGCAGAAAUUCGGAUGCUCAAAACACUUGGAAUUCCCGAAUGGCGUCGUCGUUAAUGACAAGCAAGAGAUCUUCAUUAGCGACAACCGCGCGCACUGCGUUAAGGUGUUCAAUUACGAAGGCAUUUACCUGCGCCAGAUUGGCGGCGAGGGAGUGACAAAUUACCCGAUCGGUGUGGGCAUUAACGCCGCGGGAGAGAUCCUUAUCGCAGAUAACCACAACAACUUCAACUUGACGAUAUUCACGCAGGACGGACAAUUGGUGUCCGCUUUGGAGAGCAAAGUGAAGCACGCGCAGUGCUUCGACGUGGCGCUGAUGGACGACGGCUCGGUGGUGCUGGCCAGCAAAGACUACCGGCUCUACAUCUACCGCUACGUGCAAGUGCCGCCCAUAGGCAUGUGAGCCGCCCGCUCUGAUCACAGGAGAUCGGAAUGACCGAUGUACAAGCGUAGGAUCAACUUGAAACGCAAGUAAAGUGACAGACUGUUCUUCUGGCCAUAUGUGUCAAUUUUUGAGUAGUUCAAGUGACGAUUCCAAUGUGAAGGAAACUCAAAAUUUUUGUAAGUGAAAGUGUUAAUUGAUUGUGGCUGUCUCGAUGUGAUCAAUUUGACUAACGAUGGGAAUUCUUUACAUAUUUUUCGGCAUGAGAUCUCUGUAUGCAUUACUUCUAAAUGAAACUGUAAUGAGAUUAGUUGAUAGUAUUGACAUUGUUAUUCGAGUACCUAUUUAAAGGAUAGAGAUUAUUCCGUUGGAUCGACCCAAACAUGCGAACGGUGUUCUCGACCCUUAUCAUUUUUUAAUCUAUUGAAUAAUAUUUUUUCAUAUCCCACAUCGUUAAAUUAGGGAUGAAUAUUAAGGGCAUUUGUAUUAUUUAGCCCAUUUGUUGGACCAAUAUUUUAACUAUUACUUAAAAAUUGUUAGGCGUUAAGCGUGUGAUUUUAUUGUAAUAAGAGAGCAUCGAGCGGUAUUGUUGUUAGUUUUAAGAUUAUUCUUCGGCACAAUGGCACUUCCUGUUUUUAAUUAGCACUUAUUCUGUGUCGAUUGAAAUAUGAUUAUGAAAUUAAGUAAGAAGUUGUUACAUUAUUAUUAGGUAAGUGUUAAAUUGAUUGAGCUGAUAAUGGACAAUCUUUAGUUACUACCCCUCUUAAUGUAGUUACAAAAUUUUAGGGAAAUGUGAUGUUAGGGGUUUUAUCAAUGACAAAGUUGACUGCGGCGUUCCUUACAGCAGCUCUUCUGGAUCCUUGGAGGAGUUGAGUGAGUUUUGAAACAUCACAACGUGGCGAGUGAUCCAAAAUGUUUUAUAGACCUCAAUUAAUUUUGAACCGAACUACCGCCAUUCUUGUAAACUCCGCAACUUGAGUAUUAUAAAGCAUUUUAGAUGAUGUACCUUACUGUUUAAUAGAAAUGGUUGUAGUUAUGUUAAUUGUGUUGGAAGACAGUUUUCUUUUUUUAUCGAUGUCAUUACCGCCUAGUCACUGAGAGCCCACGGACCUUAGUUUCCACGUUGUUGUAACGAUUAGUAACAUUUGGUUGAUAAUAAUAUUAUUCGUUUUUAUACAAAUCUAGUAUUUGAAUAUUUUAAGUGAUUGGAUACGGUAGUAACUAGUAGAGCACUUUAGAAAAUCGUCGUCUCGCUAGCCUUUUUUUAUAAAUGAUUAUGUUUCUGAGAUUUUUAGAAUGAGAUAUUGAGGGCACCGCAUCUGAACGCGAUUCACUACUUACGGGAGUAUUAUAGCUCGCUUGGUAUACAAAAUAAUUUUAUACAAUUUGUUAUUCUGGUAAGAUAUUUUUAUAUGGAAACAUAUUUCUGUAGUGGUAGUAGUAAUACGGUGCAUGUUUAUCAUUUAAUUUUUUUUCGUAUUCUAUGAAUAUUAUGCUACUAUUUUUUUAUUUCAGUACCGUGUGUUUGUGUGUGUUAGCAGAAUUAUUUUAGUUCGAUUUUCAUUAGUUUUUGGUUUUCUUAGUGAAUAAUGAUUUUUAGUAUUUUUUGCUGAAUCUAUGACAAUAAAGAGAUCUGAUGCGACCGAAGCGGGUCGGGGGUCGUUUUCUUAAUUUUUGAUCUGCAUUAGUUUAGGUUAUAUGUUUCGAUUGGUGAUAAUCCUAUGCUCCUAAAUAAAUUAUCUCGUUGAACAUUGAAGUCGCGUCGGGCGAGUGUCGUGCGCUGUGGACGGAUGCAAUACCUGCGUUGCAAGUGCCAUACAAUCAUGUUGUGAUUUAAUAAGUGAUAUUUAGUAUUGUUUGUAAAUAUGUACCAUACUCUGAUUUAUCGACUCUAAUCAUAAGUCUGAUGGAUAUCUUAGAUGGUUCCAAUUGUUGUGUCGGUGCAAGGUCCAUGAAUGCCAGAUCGUUGUCACUCGAUAAAAUUUGAAUGAAAUUAUUGCGUUACGUCCUGCACCGGUCCCAGAGCAUUUAAGAGUAACCGUUCUUCACAUGUUAUUUUCUGUUCUUUGCAUAUCACAGCGCAUGCACCACUUGCCCUGACGCGCCUUCGAUCGAAUAGUUAAAUAUCGAUACCCCACUGGAUUAAGCGAAUCACAACAACAAUGGGUCUUAGAGUCCAAAUUUCAGUGAUUUAUCACCAAUGAUUUUUAUUAUAGGCCACUCUGUUCCUAGUAAAUUAGAAAAUACCUGAGGCGCCUAUGUUUGUUGUGUUUCUCCUAAUCCACUGGUACUGGACUUGAUUGAUCGUAAGCUAAUUCAAAUUGCUGUUUUACAGUCCGCUUUUUCUCAGUUUUUUCCGUCGAAUUGCCUUGUCCGAUUGCAUGCGCCGAUACCCAAUGAGUUCACCUAUGAUUUACCUUUUUAUUUGUUUAUACACUAUUAUUAUGAGCUUACAGUUUGCAAUUUGUCGUAAAAAACUGAGAUCACGCUAGAUAUGGGUAAACAUUUAUUUAGUUUUAAACAUUGAUAGCUUCAUAUGAAAAAUUACACCAUGAAUUAUAUUAGUCGUAAUGACUUUAAUUCUUAGUUUUAAUUUUUCGUGAUGAAGUAUUCCUGGUAAAAAACAUACGCUUUUACUUAAUUGAUCGUUUCGUCGUAUUAUAUUUAAACUAAGUAUAGUGUAGUUCAUCAAAAUUACUAUAAUAAGAUGUGCAAAUUAUGACAACACAAUUCACGCCUAUGUAAUGCU